AUGCCUUUCCCUUUGCUAUCAGAUUAUAAGCAAUCAGUUAACAAGCAUAAGCUCCGACACACGGGUAAUAAGCCUUUCCAGUGUCUGUGGCCCUCGUGUGAGAACCGCUUCUACACCAACUCCGAGCUCAACAGUCAUAUCCUGUCCCACAACGAUCUGCGCAGCUUUCACUGCACGUGGCCUGGAUGUGACCAUAAGACUAAGACAGUGAGUAAUCUACGGAAGCACAUGGACUACCACACGGCCGACCCCUCGAUCAAGAAGUUUAAGUGCAAAUGGCCGGGCUGUAAGUCCAGCUUUUCGCGCAAAAACGGACUUUCAGUGCAUUCCUUACGUCAUACUAAGGAAAAGAAGUUUGUGUGCGAUUGGGACGGCUGUUCAAAGCGAUUCCUGGUCGGUGAGGCACUCCGUAGGCACAUGAGCUAUCAUAGGGCUGAGCGACCCUACCGCUGCACGUGGGAGGGCUGCGAGAAGGCGUUCACCGAGAAAUCUAAUAUGCAAAAACAUUUUGCGAGACAUAAGGAGGUGUAGUUCCGGGUGUCCAGUCCAGAGAACUGGUAUGCUGUGGACACUGGGUUUAAACUGCACCGGUAGUUUUUAUUGCAAUAUACCAGUGCUAAUAGCAUGUGUAGUGUUAUGUUUUUAUGGUGACCGGUAUUAUCGUAUGCAGUACUGGUAUUAAUAGUUUUAUAAUUACUUUAUAAUACACCCUGUUAACAAUUUUAUAUACGGUACUUAUAUCCAUGAAUUAUUUGACAGUUAUUAUUAAAUUAAUUUUAAAUUUUAUUUUAUGUGCAAAACCAAU
Molecule: messenger RNA, 805 nt
Organism: Oppiella nova
Lineage: Eukaryota; Metazoa; Arthropoda; Arachnida; Sarcoptiformes; Oppiidae
Source: the annotation of a GenBank genome assembly